AUGAUUCAUGAGGCUACUGUUGAACAAGUAAUACAUGGGGCUGACGGCAGAGUUGAUGAAAAAGGGAACAAAGGUGACAAGGGACAACGAGGCUGGCCUGGGAAAUUUGGGCCGAAAGGAGUUCCUGGACCAGUGGGGGACAAAGGUCAACAGGGGGAGCUAGGACCACAGGGAAGGAAAGGGAUAAAAGGGGACCUCGGGCCAAUUGGUCCCAAAGGACAAAAAGGUGAAAUUGGAAUUCAAGGUGAAAUAGGAUUAAGGGGGCCCAUCGGUCCAAAAGGCCACGUGGGUCCUAAAGGAGAGAUAGGGGGACCCGGACCAAAGGGCAAUAAAGGCAAUCAGGGAGAAAGGGGUUGGAAGGGAGCUCAGGGAGAAAAGGGGAACCUUGGCAGUACCCCAGUUAUUGCCAGAAGCGCUUUCAGUGUGGGCCUUACCGCUAAAUUUCCUCCACUCAAUGUUCCCAUCAAAUUUGAUAAAGUCUUAUACAACGGCUUCAACCAUUAUAGCACCGAAACCGGACUGUUCACCUGCCAAAUCCCUGGGGUCUAUUAUUUUACCUACCAGAUCACUGUUUUUUCAAGGAAUGUGAGAGUAGCUCUGGUUAAAAACGAGCACAGGAUGCUCCACACUGCAGACAUGUACCAAGGGUCCGAAGACCAGGCAUCUGGGGGAAUCGUCCUGGAACUUCAGAAAGGGGAUCGGAUAUGGCUGCAGACUUAUGGAGGAGAGACUUUCAAUGGAUUGUUUGCAGAUCCAGAUGAUGACACUGUCUUCAGUGGCUUUCUUCUAUUUAGUACCUCCGAAGCACCAGCAUCUCUGCCCUCCAUCAUAUAAGUUGCUUGCUUGGUUUUGAAUAUGUCAAUCAUAUGGCACAGCUUACUUUUCACAUGAAGUUUCCAUCAAAGUUCAUGAAGCCAAAUCAAGACUUCCCAGUCUUUUAUUUUUUUGGCAGAAUGAUGCUGAACACCACUUGCACAUGACUUUGUUUAUAUGGUUCCUAAAUAUAUUUUUGCUAUUUUUUCCCCCAGAAAAUCUACGAUUGCACCAACACUAAUACAAAAUGCUAAUAUCUUACAUAAUUAUUUAAUCACAGGAUAGAAAACAGUAUGUUGUUAUUCUUUCAAUUGAGUAAACCUGUUUUAACUUUGUAGAAAAAAUAUUUUAGACUGAUUAAUAAAACCACACAAUCCACUGU
Messenger RNA from Thamnophis sirtalis, 1195 nucleotides. The record is from RefSeq and is a predicted model, not a curated record. NCBI's taxonomy places the organism in Eukaryota, Metazoa, Chordata, Lepidosauria, Squamata, Natricidae.